GUCAAAAUAUCCAUGAUUGAAAACACAAUAUGGUGGGGCCUACCCUUGUGUGGAGAAUCCGAUUAAUAAUAGUGGAUGACGUGCUAUUUGUUUCUCACCGUUGGAUUGAGCUGAGGGUCCAUCCAGAUUUAAUUGGCCGUCUUCAUCUCUCUGCUUGUCAGUCUGUCUCAGACCAGCGCAAUCAAUUUUCUCCGAGGGAGUCCAUCAUUAACGUUAAGAAAAGGGAAACCAUGUUGGGGAAUGGAGUUAUUGGAAUCUUGGACGAGUCCUCAAACAAGUGGGAAAGAAGGGCACCUCUAACCCCUGCACAUUGUGCUCGACUUCUGCUCCAAAGCCGGAAUGGAACUGGAGUUACCCGCAUAAUUUUGCAGCCAUCUACAAGGCGCAUAUAUCACGAUGGACUGUAUGAGGAAGCUGGCUGUGAAAUUUCAGAUGACUUGUCUGAAUGUGGUCUCAUUUUGGGAAUUAAGAAGCCAAAGCUGGAGAUGGUUCUUCCUAAUAGAGCCUAUGGCUUCUUUUCACAUACCCACAAGGCCCAGAAAGAAAAUAUGCCUCUGUUAGAUAAGAUCCUGGCUGAAAAGGUGUCGCUAUUUGAUUACGAGCUUGUUGAUGGGAAUACAAAGAAAAGGUUGAUUGCUUUUGGGAAAUUUGCUGGUAGAGCUGCUCUAAUUGACUUGUUACGAGGACUAGGACAACGGUACCUAAGUCUUGGAUUCUCAACACCUUUCCUCUCACUGGGUCAAUCUUAUAUGUAUACUUCCUUGGCUGCUGCCAAGACUGCUGUAAUUUCUGUGGGUGAAGAGAUUGCAACCCUGGGACUUCCAUCAGGGAUAUGUCCACUGGUUUUUGUCUUCACUGGAUCUGGAGAUGGUUCUACUGGUGCACAAGAGAUCUUUAAGCUUCUUCCUCACUCUUUUGUCAAGCCAAGUGAACUUCCCGAAUUGUUUGAGAAGGCCAAGGAUUGUGCUCAACCUGGAUCCACAAAGAGAGUCUUCCAAGUUUAUGGAUGUGUUGCAACACAUGAAGACAUGUUUGAACACAAAACUAAUAAGGAAGUAUUUGACAAAUCCGACUACUAUGCACAUCCUGAAGACUACACUUCAGUUUUCCAUGAAAGGAUAACCCCCUAUGCAUCGGUUAUUGUUAAUUGCAUUUAUUGGGAGAAAAGGUUUCCGCGGUUGCUGAGUACCCAACAGCUUAAGGAUCUGGUGAGUAAAGGCUGCCCCCUUGUUGCAAUCUCAGAUUUAACUUGCGACAUGGGAGGUUCAAUUGAGAUUGUUAACCGAACUACAACAAUUGACUCACCUUUCUUCAGGUAUGAUGCUGUAAAUGAUACAUACCAUGACAACAUGGACGGCGAAGGCAUCCUAUGUUCUGUUGUCGACAAUCUCCCUACACAGUUUGCAAGAGAGGCUUCCGUGCAUUUUGGAGGCCUAUUGUCGCAAUUCGUUGGCAGCUUAGCUUGUAUGCAGGACCUCACAAAGUUACCAGCACACCUCCAGAGAGCUUGCAUAGCCCAUGGAGGAGCACUUACUCCCUUAUAUGAUUAUAUUCCCAGCCUGAGAAACUCUGUUGAUGAUGAGAGUGAACUUUCAAGUUUGCACCCUUGAAAGAGUGGUGUUGGGACUUUUUUUUUCUCUUCAAAUAAUAACUCAAUGAUUUUUGAGUAGCUGAUUGAACUAGACAGGUUUUCUCCAAUAAUUUCAUUUUGAACAUCGUCUUGACAGCAGUAUAUUUGCUUCAAUUACAAUCUCAGCUUUUGUUA
Tripterygium wilfordii is the source of this 1765-nucleotide messenger RNA. Its product is annotated as alpha-aminoadipic semialdehyde synthase-like. The record is from RefSeq and is a predicted model, not a curated record. Lineage: Eukaryota; Viridiplantae; Streptophyta; Magnoliopsida; Celastrales; Celastraceae. Gene Ontology annotation, cellular component: cytoplasm. Bases 30 to 1610 code for a protein of 526 amino acids. Gene Ontology annotation, molecular function: saccharopine dehydrogenase activity. The transcript has 11 exons.